Drosophila bipectinata is the source of this 1445-nucleotide messenger RNA. RefSeq names its product Endoplasmic reticulum protein 44 (gene ERp44). Gene Ontology annotation, molecular function: protein disulfide isomerase activity. Lineage: Eukaryota; Metazoa; Arthropoda; Insecta; Diptera; Drosophilidae. Gene Ontology annotation, biological process: protein folding. The record is from RefSeq and is a predicted model, not a curated record. Gene Ontology annotation, cellular component: endoplasmic reticulum-Golgi intermediate compartment; endoplasmic reticulum membrane.
UAUUAUAUUUUGAUAUAUUAUCAACAACCCUAAAAAUUUUCUGAGUUUGUGUUCUGGAAUACAUUUGCCCCGCACAUUCCAUACAAGCUAAUGCGUAACUAAGUUCACUUUAUUUUCUGGGAUUUUCCACCGGUGAAUGCAACUUGGUUUAGCCCUACCCCACGUCUUAAAAUGAUCGAGGCGAGAAUCCAAAAGCUUGGACCCUGUGUGGCCCUGGUUGCGAUUCUACAACUCCUUCAGCAGCCAUCAAGAAUAGAUGCGGGGGCCGUGGCCAUGACCAGUGACAACAUCGACAUGACACUAGCUUCUAAUGAAUUGGUUUUUCUUAAUUUCUAUGCUGAAUGGUGCCGUUUUAGUAAUAUUUUAGCGCCAAUAUUCAGUGAAGCUGCAGAUAAGAUUAAAGCUGAGUUUCCAGAAGCAGGCAAGGUGGUACUAGGAAAAGUAGAUUGCGAUAAAGAAACUUCGAUAGCGUCACGCUUCCAUAUAAACAAGUAUCCUACCCUAAAAAUAGUUCGUAAUGGGCAGCUCAGCAAACGCGAAUACCGAGGACAGCGUUCGGCGGAUGCUUUUCUUGAGUUUGUCAAGAAGCAGCUAGAGGAUCCUAUUCAGGAGUUUAAGUCUUUAAAAGAUCUUGAGAAUCUCGACUCAAAGAAACGUCUCAUUCUGGGCUACUUUGAUCGCAGGGAUCAACCAGAAUAUGACAUUUUCCGUAAAGUUGCCACUAACCUUAAGGAAGAUUGUCAAUUUCACGUUGGAUUUGGUGACGUUGCCCAGGCUAUGCAUCCACCAGGUACACCAAUCAUAGUAUUUAGACCCGAUGUGGCUUUAUCACACGAAAAUGAUGAGACCUACACCGGAAGCCUACAAAACUUUGAUGAACUCAAAAUUUGGAUACAAGAGAAGUGUGUGCCAUUGGUGCGGGAAAUAACCUUUGAAAAUGCUGAAGAACUUACUGAGGAAGGCUUGCCAUUUUUAAUUUUAUUCCACCGGCCAGACGAUCUUAACUCCAUAAAGGAUUACAAGUCAAUUAUUGAAAGACAAUUGCUGGAUGAGAAACAGAACGUUAACUUUUUAACAGCCGAUGGAAAAAGAUUUGCCCAUCCUCUCCACCAUUUAGGCAAAUCUGAGGAUGACUUACCUCUAAUUGCAAUAGACUCGUUCAAGCAUAUGUAUCUGUUUCCGCACUUUAGCGAUAUGUACACGCCUGGCAAGCUUUACCAAUUUCUACAAGAUCUCUACAGCGGAAAACUGCAUAGGGAAUUUCAUUACGGGCCGGAUCCCACAAAUGAUGUUCAACCUGACCCGCACACCGGAAAAGGAACCUCGCCCCCAGAGUCAAAAUUCAAAGAACUGGGUCCUUCUAAGCAUCGUUACACAUUGCUUGAAAAAGAUGAACUGUAAUAUUAACAUGUGCAUUAAAGAAAAAAUUAAAUUUUUUUAAAUAA